Messenger RNA from Charadrius vociferus (killdeer), 1554 nucleotides. It is a transcript of the gene KRCC1, whose product is annotated as lysine-rich coiled-coil 1. Gene Ontology annotation, molecular function: zinc ion binding; nucleic acid binding. NCBI's taxonomy places the organism in Eukaryota, Metazoa, Chordata, Aves, Charadriiformes, Charadriidae. Bases 1 to 1554 code for a protein of 517 amino acids. The record is from RefSeq and is a predicted model, not a curated record. The transcript is spliced from 7 exons.
AUGGAUGACAUUUUAGAUGAGGCAACAAGGAAAGACCUUUUCACCAACACUUUCUGUAAGGUCUGCAGGGCAGUGCUGCAGUUCGAGUCUCAAAGGGUGUCACACUAUAAGGGCAAAAAACAUGCUCAGAAAGUUCGUCUUUACGUCCAAAUGCAUGGUGAGAAAGAUGAGAGGCAGGAGCAUGACAAACAGAAGAAAACCAAUUGUAUCAAUUUUCAGAUGGAUAGGAGUGGAGUAGUGGACAAAAACAAAUACUGCAAUCUCUGCAACGUGAUUUUUACUUCCCCAGUUGUUGCUUUGUCUCACUACUUGGGAAAGAUCCAUGCGAAAAAGUUGAAGCAAUUAUCAGGAGACCAAGCCCAUGUGCCAGCACAGAGCACGCAGCCUGUUUCCGCUUUACAGAAGCCGUUGGCCAAAAAGCCCUUGCUGCCUUCAAAUGCUGAAGAGUCUUCAUCAUCCUCCAACACAACGUUGAAGUUAAAUGAUCCAGACAAGUACUGCAAGCUCUGCUGUGCUCCCUUCAAUAAUCCACUUAUGGCCCAGCAGCAUUAUGUUGGUAAGAAACACAGAAGAAAUGAAGCGCGGAAAAAGAUACUGGAGGAACUGGGAGACAAAGCUGUCCCUGUAGAAUCCGGCACGACUGGUUCCUUCUUUUCAGUUAUUGGGGUUGGUUAUUACAUCUGCUCUGUAUGUAACGUCACACUUACAUCUAUAGAAACAUACCAGUCCCACAUGCAAGGAAAUAAGCACCGGAUCAAAGAAACAGUGCUUGUCAAUCUCAAGAAGAAAUCAAAGAAAACACAUGACUCCGUUCAAGGUGAAUUAAUGGAUGAUGGUAAAGUUCAGAAAGCUAGAGGUCCAGAGCCAGGAAAACAUUUAGGAAAAGCAGAAGAGAAAGAUUUUCAAGAUAAAAACAUUGAAGGAGAAGGUGACCUUGGUGAGGUUAGAGCUUCAAAUUUUAAGUGUGAACCAGGCCAGUGUUCCAGCCUUUUCUCAGAAACCCAGUCACCUACAAAUACUGGGGAAAAUAGAACGCCGAGCUGGCCAUCAGCUUCUGAGCAAGCACUAGAAAAGACACCUAAUUAUCACUAUAACAAGGGAUACUGUAAAGAAGAACAAGCAUUUGAGGUGUCUGCCAUCAGAGAUAAGAGCUUCAGCCUAUCGGUUGCAGAAUCUAAACACUGCUACAAAUCUAUCCUUGCUGAAAUUUCUACCAGCUCCUACAGAAAAGAAGAGAAAUUUCAGAUAAAACAUUUUGAGAUGGAGAAAUACGUCAAUGAAGAGCUGAAGUACAAGAAAGAAGCCACAAAGCAGAAAAGAAAGAAAAAUAGUGAAGGUGCAGAUUUCGGAAAAGAGAAUGAGAAGCAAAAGAGAAUUAAAUUUGAAAUAGACUUGGUAAAUGAAAAGAAGUCAAGACCUUAUAAAGACAAAAGACUUAAAGAAAACUCCGCUGAGAAAGAGAACAAAAAGCACGAAAAGGAUAAAAAGAAGCCACAGACAGAUGGCAAAAGAGAAGAGGAGCUACUUUGGGAUGAAUCUGUCUUGGGUUAUUGA